Molecule: messenger RNA, 2946 nt
Organism: Trichoderma virens Gv29-8
Lineage: Eukaryota; Fungi; Ascomycota; Sordariomycetes; Hypocreales; Hypocreaceae
Exons: 4
Coding region: 1-2946 (981 amino acids)
Biological process (GO): proteolysis
Molecular function (GO): protein binding; serine-type endopeptidase activity
Source: RefSeq, a predicted model, not a curated record
AUGAGCUUUGAAGAAGGCUCCGAGGCCGCUAGCGACUUGCAUCCUCACGUCUACAUCGGCACUCCCGGCAGCUUCGGCGAGUGGCAAGACACCAUCCAAAAGGUCGUUCGCAACGUCGUCGCCAUCCGAUUCUGCCAGACGUGCUCCUUUGAUACGGAUCCUGCCUUGACGAGCGAGGCCACCGGCUUUGUCGUCGAUUCAGAGAGAGGGUAUGUGCUCUACUGUGCUGCUGUGUGCUUUUUUUACAUCUUGACGAAUCGCCAUGUUGUCGGAUCUGGUCCGUUUUGGGGACACUGCGUGUUUGACAAUCACGAGGAAGUCGACUGUUACCCCGUCUACCGCGACCCCGUUCACGAUUUCGGCAUCCUUCGAUACGACCCCAAGGCGAUUAAGUAUAUGCAUGUGGAUGGUCUCACUUUGAGCCCUGACCUGGCAAAAGUUGGUACCGAGAUUCGCGUCGUCGGAAACGAUGCUGGUGAAAAGCUGAGUAUUCUUUCGGGUGUUAUUAGUCGUUUGGAUCGAAAUGCGCCCGAAUAUGGCGAUGGAUACAGCGACUUCAACACGUGCUACUAUCAGGCCAAUGCUGCUGCCAGUGGUGGAAGUUCUGGCAGUCCCGUCGUGAACAAGGAUGGCUGCGCCGUUGCGCUCCAGGCCGGUGGUCGAUCUGAUGGCGCCUCGACUGACUAUUUCCUGCCCCUGGACCGGCCACUGCGCGCGCUUCAAUGCAUCCAGCAGGGCAAGCCCAUUACGCGCGGCGACAUCCAGUGCCAAUUUUUGCUCAAGCCCUUUGACGAGUGCCGCAGGCUGGGACUCAGCCCGGAGUGGGAGUCGGCGAUGCGACAGGCUUUCCCUGAAGAGACCAACAUGCUGGUUGCCGAAAUCGUCUUGCCUUCUGGGCCCUCCGAUGGCAAGAUCGAAGAGGGUGAUGUCCUCAUCAAGGUGAACGGCGAGCUGAUUACGCAGUUCAUCCGCCUUGACGACAUCCUGGAUUCGAGUGUGGGCGACACCAUCAAGUUUCACUUGCAACGCGGAGGACAGGACAUUGAGGUUGACAUCGUGGUCGGCGAUCUUCACAAGAUUACACCAGAUCGCUUUGUGACUGUUGCCGGAGCCAGCUUCCACGACAUCUCGUACCAACAGGCAAGGCUCUAUGGCGUAGCCGUCAAGGGAGUUUACAUCUGCGAGGCUGCAGGAUCUUUCCGGUUUGAUAAUACGGACAACGGAUUCAUCGUGCAGUCUGUAGACCAGAAGAAGGUACCAGAUCUGGACACGUUCAUCGAAGUGAUGAAGCAGAUUCCCGACAAGGCGCGGGUGGUUGUCACUUACAAACACCUGCGCGACCUGCACACGCUCAUCACGACCGUCAUCUACGUCGACAGACACUGGUCGGCCAAGAUGAAGCUGGCUGUUCGCAACGAUGUCACUGGCUUGUGGGACUUUUCUGACCUCGCUGAGCCUCUGCCGCCCGUGGCCCCUGUUCGGCGGUCCGCUUCGUUCAUCGAGCUGGACCACAUGCCGCACCCCGGCAUCGCGGCCUUGAUCCGCAGCUUUGUCCACAUCAAUUGCACUUUGCCCGUCAAGCUCGACGGCUUCCCUAAGAACCGACGCUGGGGCAUGGGCCUUGUUAUUGACGCUGACAAGGGCCUUGUCCUCAUUUCUCGAGCUGUGGUUCCGUAUGAUUUGUGCGACAUCACCGUUACUAUUGCCGACUCCGUUAUCGUCGAGGGCAAGGUCGUUUUCCUGCACCCGCUGCAGAACUACACCAUCAUCAAAUAUGAUCCCGCCUUGGUGGAUGUGCCCGUCAUGAGCGCCCGCCUCAGUGAUCAGCACCUCACCCAGGGCGCCAAGACGUACUUCUUGGGCUACAACAGGAUAGGGAGAGUUGUCCAUGGAUCCACCAACGUGACGGAGAUCACAGCGGUUGCCAUCCCCGCCAACUCGGGAGCACCACGUUAUCGCGCCGUCAAUGUAGAUGCCAUUACCAUCGACAGCAACCUCGGGGCGUCGUGUGGCAGUGGUGUGCUGGUUGCGGAAGACGGGACCGUGCAGGCCCUUUGGCUGCAGUAUCUGGGAGAGCGCUCCCCGAGCACUCAGAGAGACGAGGAGUACCAUCUGGGUCUGGGUACGCCAACUCUGCUACCAGUCAUCUCGGCCAUCCAGAAGGGAGAGACGCCGAAGCUGCAUAUGCUGUCGGUAGAGUUCCGAUCCAUCCACAUGUCGCAGGCGCGCGUUAUGGGCGUCUCGGACGAGUGGAUCAACAAGGUUACACAGGCAAACCGGUCUCACCACCAACUGUUCAUGGUUAGCAAGAGGGCAUUUGAGCGGGUUAACCAGCCGGUAACCCUCAUGGAAGGCGACGUGGUGCUAAUGCUCAACGGCAAAAUCUGCACCACCAUUUCCGACUUUGACGUGAUGUAUUCGAACGAGGUCCUGGACGCCGUCAUUGUGCGAAACUGUGAAGAGCUACACCUCCAGCUGCCGACGGUUACUGCCGACGACAUGGAGACGCACCAUGCCGUGUCGUUUUGCGGAGCCAUUUUCCACCGCCCGCACCUGGCUGUUCGCCAGCAGAUUAGCAAGCUUCACAGCGAGGUGUAUGUGUCGAGUCGAAUCCGUGGCUCUCCUGCCUACCAAUACGGAGUUGCGCCGACCAACUUCAUCACACAUGUCAAUGGCGAGCCGACGCCGGAUCUGGAUUCCUUCAUUGCGGCGACGCGGAAAAUUCCCGAUAACACAUACUUCCGUCUCAAGGCCGUCACAUUUGACUCGGUGCCUUGGGUGAUUACAAUGAAGAAGAAUGACCACUACUUCCCUACCAUGGAAUGGAUCAAAGACAGCAACGAGCCCUGCGGCUGGCGUCGGGUGACGUACGAGGGCAACCAAGUCUUUGAGGGAGAGGCGACCGAUGGAAUCCCAACGGUUGCCGGCAAUGCCGAGAUGGAAUAA